Molecule: messenger RNA, 1089 nt
Organism: Rhododendron vialii
Lineage: Eukaryota; Viridiplantae; Streptophyta; Magnoliopsida; Ericales; Ericaceae
Exons: 3
Coding region: 1-1089 (362 amino acids)
Molecular function (GO): zinc ion binding; nucleic acid binding
Source: RefSeq, a predicted model, not a curated record
AUGGUGAGUCGACGAGGUGGACUAGGACACGACAACGGAGAACCCUCUAACGUAAACCCCGACCUAGCCCAAAUCGUACAAGCGUUUGUGACCGCCCUGAACGCCAACCGCCAAAACCAAAACCAUGACGAUGGACCUAUGACCCGAGCCCGAGCGAUGAACGAAUUCUGCAAACGCCGACCUCCGACCUUUCACGGAGACACCAACCCCGUCGUAGCUGAGACGUGGCUGAAUGAGCUGAAGGGAGAAGCCCGCUAUUGGUGGGACCUGAUGAAGGUGACUCAUGACAUUGCCACCAUGACCUUUACUGAGUUCGAGACCCUGUUUCUCGACAAGUAUUUUCCCACGCCUUUUCGCCUAGCUAAGGAACAAGAGUUCCUGAACUUGAAGCAAGGGACCAUGACCGUCACCCAGUACGCGGCCAAAUUUGAGGAACUGUCCCGUUGCGCCCUAGACUCCAUCCCGAACGAGGACAGGAAGGUUAGGAGAUUCAAGUGGGGACUGACGACUGCUCGGAAGGCUGUAGUAGCUCAAGCAUUUACCACUUAUGCUGGUGUGGUAAAGUGUGCGCUCCGGCUAGAGAGCGAGGAGGCAGACUUUAAAACCCGCUGGAGGAAGGCGACCGGCAGCACCGGUGGACCAAUCCGCACCCAAACCCUCAGCGAUAACCGUGGACCCUACUCCACCAAACCCUUUACCCCGUCUCAGAACAAUCGACCCUGGAGAACUGCUAACCCUGAAAGUGGCGAACCAAAGAGAGGUGGUAGAGACAUAGCGACAGUUCAGUGUUUCAACUGUCAGGUUAUGGGUCACUAUAAGUGCGACUGCCCCUAUUUUCAAAGAGGAGGGAAUGGAAGCUUUGGAAAUCAGAAAGCUCAACAACCCGGACAGGCCGAUUUUGUGAAGCAAAACCCUAGAGGCCCAUCGCAGCAGCAGAAUGGGCAGAACAAGGGAAAACAGCCCAUGGGAAUCCAGCAAAGCACCGGAGGGCGUAUCUUUGCGCUGCGGACUGAGGAACGAGAGCAGGAUUCCUCUGUAAUCCAAGGAGGGUUCUUCAUAUUGAUGGUUGUAGAUGCUAUUCUGAUCUGA